CACACUGAUCCCUCUCACAAUCAGCUGACCGGAGACAUCUUGAUAAAACUUCAAGGACUUCAAGAAGGACAACAAAGCCAAAGAGUGCCACAUUGGAAGAGUGAAGGCUGCAGCUGGCCCUGGGAGCUUCCUGCAAGGUCUCCAGCAAGUGGAGCAAGAAGUGCAGCAGAGGAGCCUUCACCAUGGAGCAGCUGAGUUCAGCCAACACCCUCUUCGCCCUGGAGCUGUUCCGCACCCUGAAUGAAAGCAGCCCCACAGGAAACAUCUUCUUCUCUCCCUUCAGCAUCUCUUCUGCCUUGGCCAUGGUCUUUCUGGGGGCCAAAGGCAACACUGCAGCCCAGCUUUCUAAGACCUUUCAUUUCGACUCUGUUGAGGACGUCCAUUCACAGUUUCAAAGCCUGAACACUGAAGUGAGCAGGCGUGGAGCAUCUCACACUCUGAAGCUUGCUAACAGACUGUACGGAGAGAAAACCUACAAUUUCCUUGCUGACUUCUUGGCUUCAACCCGGAAAAUGUACGGUGCUGACUUGGCCCCUGUGGAUUUUCAACAUGCCACUGAGGAUGCAAGGAAGGAGAUAAACCAGUGGGUCAAAGGUCAAACCGAAGGUAAAAUCCCAGAACUGUUGGCUAAGGGUGUGGUGGACAGCAUGACCAAACUUGUGCUAGUGAAUGCCAUCUACUUCAAAGGAAUGUGGGAGGAGAAAUUCAUGACAGAGGACACAACAGAUGCUCCAUUCCGACUGAAUAAGAAAGAUACAAAAACAGUGAAGAUGAUGUAUCAAAAGAAAAAAUUUCCAUAUGGCUACAUUUCAGACCUGAAGUGCAAGGUGCUGGAGAUGCCUUACCAGGGUAGAGAACUUAGCAUGGUCAUCCUGCUGCCUGACGACAUUGAGGACGAGUCCACAGGUCUGAAGAAGAUUGAGGAGCAAAUAACUUUGGAAAAGCUGCGUGAAUGGACCAAGCGCAAGAAUUUGGAAAACAUUGAUGUCCAUGUCAAAUUGCCCCGGUUCAAGAUAGAAGAGAGCUACAUCCUCAACUCUAACCUGGUCCGCCUGGGAUUGCAGGAUCUCUUUAGCAAUAGCAAGGCUGAUCUGUCUGGCAUGUCAGGAUCCAGAGAUCUUUUCAUAUCAAAAAUUGUCCACAAGUCCUUCGUGGAAGUGAAUGAGGAAGGAACAGAGGCAGCCGCUGCCACGGCAGGCGUUGCUACAUUCUGCAUGUUGUUGCCUGAGGAAGAAUUCACAGUGGACCAUCCGUUCCUUUUCUUCAUUCGGCACAACCCCACAUCUAAUGUGCUCUUCCUUGGUAGGGUUUGUUCCCCAUAGAAGGAGACUUUACAGAUACAAGGCAGAGCAUGGAGUUUUAUUCCCUGAGAUUUUAAUAGUGAUUAUUUUCAUUUGUACCUGACAAUAAAACCUCUAAACAGAAA
This is a messenger RNA of Apodemus sylvaticus (European woodmouse), 1426 nucleotides long. RefSeq names its product leukocyte elastase inhibitor A. Lineage: Eukaryota; Metazoa; Chordata; Mammalia; Rodentia; Muridae. The record is from RefSeq and is a predicted model, not a curated record. Bases 183 to 1322 code for a protein of 379 amino acids. Gene Ontology annotation, biological process: negative regulation of endopeptidase activity. The transcript has 8 exons. Gene Ontology annotation, molecular function: serine-type endopeptidase inhibitor activity.